Oldenlandia corymbosa var. corymbosa is the source of this 2375-nucleotide messenger RNA. The record is from the annotation of a GenBank genome assembly. NCBI's taxonomy places the organism in Eukaryota, Viridiplantae, Streptophyta, Magnoliopsida, Gentianales, Rubiaceae.
GCUUAAGACAUUUUCCCCUUCCUCUUCAGUCUUUCUUUCUUUCACUUCUCAAUUUUUUUCUUUCCAGUAUCCGUCCCCUUCCUCUUCCCCCCAGAUUUGGGGAUAUAUCCCCAAACACCUUCUCUAAUUAGGGUUUUCAUCAUUCAGAUCUGAACUAAAACCCUCCACAGUCUGUUCACACUCCCUCUAACCCAAUCAAUUUUUUCUUCUCUUUCAAUUAGGCUUGGGUUUUGGAGGUGUGGGUUCUUUCUGUUCAACUGAAGGAACAAACUAUAAUUGGAGAUUGGUUGGUGAGGAGGAGGGCAAUAAGGGCUGGGCCAACUUCACCUGCCAAUGCGAUUUGACUUCAAUUCUGGGAAAUUUUCGGUGGUUUUUGCGGUGCCGAAAAAUAAAAUUUUGAACUUUGAACACUUCUUUACUCAUCAUCAAUGUCUUGGGCUGGCCCGGAAGAUAUCUACCUUUCUACUUCACUUGCAAGCUAUCUCGACAGUAAGGACAAGAAAUAUAUUGUGUUUAUUAAUGAGUUUUUGUUAAAGUUGGAAUCUUGAUUGCGAUUAUCACAGUUAGAAUUCUUGGAGUAUUUUUUAUACCCUUUUGUUUUUCUACGUUGAAUUAUCGUCUAUUUUGCAGCUUUUUGGUUUUGCCUUUUAUUUCUCUUUUUUCAAUUGUGGCGUUUAGCUUAAAAGAAAACGUGUUAUGGGGGAUUGUGUUUCGUUCAAUUGAGUUUUCAAUUCUUUCUGAAUAGUUCCAGGAAUGUAUGGUUUUGGGCGAGGAACGCUUGUGAUCUUAAUGCGAUGUUUUCUUGUUAAUCAUUACUUAUAGGAUGUUAUCUUUGGUUUAAUCUGGGAUUUUCCUUUCGAAUGUGAUUCUUAGUUUAUGAUUUAGGGUACACAUUCAAUUCCAUCUUCUUGGAUGAUCAGUUAAACUAAAUUUUUAUGUACUUACACCAAGUCUUAGAAAAGCCCCUUAUUUUCCAAUGCUUCUGUAGUUGUGUUUAGUAGGUGGACAAAUGAAUAACAAUUUUCGAGCUGAAAUUUUGACUUGUCUUUGAUGGUGGUCUCUUUUAAAAGGAGCCCUCAUCAUGCUAAGAACUUUUGGGAACGUAGCUAUAAUUCCAGCCUUCUUAUUUUUGUUUCUCUGAUCAUUUUUUCCUGAUGUGUUUACUUAGGUGUUAUUUCUUUGAUCAUUGUUACUUGAUAUAAAAGCAACAAGCUUUUCAUCAUAAAGUUUUGAACUUUAAACUUUGAAAUUGUUACUUGAAGUAUUCUAUUAUUUUGAAAUUUGGGAGGAUAAAAACUAUAGAAUCAAGAACUCAAAUUAAGAGGGGUAGGGGUAGACAUGAAAAGACUUGGGAAGAAACUAUAGAAAGUAACUUGAAAUGUUUAAAUUUGAAUGAUGAAUGGUGUAUUGAUCAAGCACGAUGAUGACAUGUAUCCGUUUAGUUAACCCCACGUAGUGGGAAAAAAUUCUUGUUGUUGUUGUUGUUUAUCUUUUGUCACUUUGGUUCAUGGCUUUAUAGUUGGAAUGUUUUUCUUUGACAGAGAAGCUGCUUGUUUUGCUGAGAGAUGGUCGGAAACUAAUGGGCACACUCCGCUCUUUUGAUCAAUUUGCAAAUGCUGUGCUUGAAGGCGCGUGUGAACGCGUUAUUGUUGGUGAUCUAUACUGUGACAUCCCGUUAGGGUUAUAUGUCAUUAGAGGGGAAAAUGUUGUUUUAAUCGGUGAACUGGACUUGGACAAAGAAGAACUACCCUCGCACAUGACUCGUGUUUCAUCUACGGAGAUUAAAAGGGCACAAAAGGCAGAAAGGGAGGCUUCGGAUCUUAAGGGUACAAUGAGGAAGAGAAUGGAGUUCCUUGAUAUGGAUUAACGUAUAUUGUCUGAGAUCCAGUUGCGUGUUGUGAAGGGAGGGUUUAAAGUCAAGAUUCCUUGUCCUCCGCAAAUAUUAUCGCGGUAUUCGGAUACUGGGAAAAAACUUGCACUGCGGCUGGCUGGAUGGUGAUUGUUAGGCUUUCUUUAGUCUUCAAGUUCUGUGUAGAAUCAAUCAGUGCGAUUUGUUUUCAUAAAUUGAAAAAGGAAUUGUAGUUGAUAGCUAUUUUAUUUGUUUAAGGUUAUUUUGCGAUUGCUGCUAAAAAAGAUGUGCAGAAUUUACCAUGGAUUGUCAUAUUUUAUUUGUUUCAAAACCUGGAAAACUUUAGUUGUAGCAGAACAAAUCUCCUGGGUUCUUCCUUUACUUUUUAUUAUGUAGUGGAAGAUCUCACAAUCUCUUCAAAUUCUUCUUCCUUUUGUUUGAUGUCUGUCUUAGUCGAUGAUCAUGAUUGAAGUGCAGAGUGCAGAUGUAGGUCUGUUAAUUAGUAGUAUCGGUUCGAAAAAUGGAG